GCGUGCGAUGUUGUUGCGAUCGCUAUACGACACGAAUGGCUUAUUUUAUUUUAGUGCGGUGUUUUCGGCAGUAAAAAAUGAAAAGUCUUUUACGCAACCGUUUGUACGUUGUCGUACGUGCGGAGAUAAUUUUCAUGUAAUGGUUAUAAAUGUUUUGGCGAUGAUAGGGACGACAGUGAAAGGCUAAACGCGAGUUUAGGCGAGACUUACUCGCCAAUCGCCUCUAGCUUCAGCGUUCCGAGGCAGGGCCGGAGUCGGCUCUAAAGGAAGCGUGCGAAACCGAGGACCUUUAUUUUAAAUGUCUACUAGGAACCUUAGGCUUUCAAGCAAGGAGAUUAAUCCUUCGUUAAUAUAAUAGAAAAGUGAAAUGGCGGUUAGCAAAAAAUGGCGCGAAACCGAGACGAUCAAGUUCGUGCGGCUAUACGAGGAGGCGGAGUGCUUGUGGAACUACCGUCAUCCGGCCUACAAGAACCGCAGCGCGAGGGAAAAGGCAUGCCAGACUAUAAUCGAGUCGAUGAAUAUGCCGGAGUUCGGGGUGAACGAGCUGAAAAACAAAAUCAAGAACAUCAGAAGCACGUAUGCGCAGGAAUUGAAUAAAAUCAAGCGGUCGAGAGAGGGUCUGAGCGCUGGCGGAUCUGACCAGGAGGAAUACAAGACCAACUUGGCGUGGUUCGCUAUCGCGAAUAGAUUUUUGGGCACCGUGAUUGCGACUACGUCGAAUUCCAACAAGAUGUCUAAAUCGGAAGACAGCAGCGCAGCCGAUUUCUCCAAUAGCGAUUUCCAGCUAACGACUUUGGUCAAAACAGACAUCGACGGAAAUCCAGAAUAUGCAGAUGAGAGUCGGGAGGUAUAUUAUCCGCCGAUCACAUUCGACCACACUCAAAUCAAGGCGGAAUCGUCGAACGACGACUACCCUCUAACCUGUAAAAGGAUGCGGAUUUUGCACAACAGUGAAAUAAACGACGAUAAGGAGACUGAUCUGGAAGCGAGUGACGUGAGAGACGAAUUCUUUUACUUCGGAAAAAAUAUCGCGUGCCAGUUGAGACAGCUUCCGUUAGAUAAGGCGCUACUGUGCCAAUCGAAGAUUCUCGGGUUGCUGAUGACUUAUAGGGUCGAAGCUUUACAUAGUGUUUAGUGUACUCGAUCUAAACUGGUGGAUGAUAGAAAAGUGAGGCAAUUUUUACAAUAUGAAAAGACUGGGAGAAUGGGGUGUUGUUGUUGUUUAAUUCCUUAACUUACAGAUAUAAUGUGUGUAUAAUCUAAGUGUAUAAUCUAAUUGUUUAAGAAGCCCCCUAACGUCUAUAAAAAAUGUAUGGGCCAUAAAAUGGCAUUUUUUGUGGGUGUACUAUUUCAGAAAGAUCAAUAGUUUUUAUUUGUUGAAAAAGUUUUAAUGUUCUUUAGUGACAUUUAAAACAAUACAU
Molecule: messenger RNA, 1421 nt
Organism: Cylas formicarius (sweet potato weevil)
Lineage: Eukaryota; Metazoa; Arthropoda; Insecta; Coleoptera; Brentidae
Exons: 3
Coding region: 368-1135 (255 amino acids)
Source: RefSeq, a predicted model, not a curated record